CACGUCUGCAUGCUUGAGACUGUUGCUUCUCCCGAUAACAUGUGGAUCACAACGUCGUCGGUGCGUUCAAAUUAACUAGAAAUUAACUGGUAAUCGCUAAAUAAAUUGGGUACUGGGACAUCACACAGGAGAAUGACCAGUAAUAUAGAAUCAGAACUCCAGGAGCAGCUUUUGCAGAGACUGGGCAACUAUGCCGACAGUCUGUUAGAUGAAGAGGACUAUCAGAAGAGGUUAAAGAAAGCAAAGAGAAAGGGAAAAUCAGCUGUAACUUCAUGCAAAAAAUUAUCCUCAGAUCUUGAAAACUCUGAAAAAUCAAAUGGCAGAGAUAGCAGUUUGAGACAGUUAAAAAACAAAAAGAAUAAAGAAAAAAACAAGGACAUGGGAAAUAAAUCAGAGGGUAUAACAAACAGGACAGAAAAUGAUAUUUCAGAAAAGAGAAAAAUUAAAAGGAAACUGAUAGGCCAAAAGAGACACCUCUCAGACCUGAAAGAAGAACUUGGCUUAGAUGGUUCCAGUUUUAGAACGAACAAUAAUGAACAGGAAAGUAAGCUGAAUGUGUCUACCAACAGUGUAGAAAAGAACCAUAGAUCUCCUGAAGUCAUUGUAUUUGAAGAUCCUGCAAAGAGAAAGGAUAAUAUGAAGGCCAAGUCAUUAAUAUCUGGGCCUGGGCCCUCACUGUCCAGUGUGUCACAGUCAGCUGUAGGGUCCAGUGGGCUGGAGUUCAGUCUGAGGAAAGCAAGAUGGGAUGUGCUCAAGUUUGGGAUCGCAGGUUUUGACAAGUCUAAGAAAGAGGAGGCUCAAGUUGCACUUGCCAUUAAACUUGGGGCUAAACCUAAGAAAAACAAGUAUGUGAAUUACAAGAACCUUCAAGAGGCAAAGAAAACAGAAAGAGAUGCUGAAGAGAAGAAGAGGGAACAGGAGCAGCAGCUUGGAGUUGCAAAGAAGCAGAAAAGAGAU
Lingula anatina is the source of this 957-nucleotide messenger RNA. RefSeq lists its product as uncharacterized. The record is from RefSeq and is a predicted model, not a curated record. NCBI's taxonomy places the organism in Eukaryota, Metazoa, Brachiopoda, Lingulata, Lingulida, Lingulidae.